Meloidogyne enterolobii is the source of this 399-nucleotide messenger RNA. The record is from the annotation of a GenBank genome assembly. NCBI's taxonomy places the organism in Eukaryota, Metazoa, Nematoda, Chromadorea, Rhabditida, Meloidogynidae.
AUGCACUAUUUAAUUAAAAAUGUUAGAAAAUCUGUGGAAGAUAAAGUUCCCGUUAUUCGUCCAAUGUGGUGGGCAAGUGAUGACGAUGAAGCAUUAACAAUUGAUGAUCAAUUUAUGGUCGGAUCUGAUUUAGUUGUUGCCCCAGUAAUUAAAUCUGGCCAAAAGACCCGAAAUGUUUACCUUCCUGAAGGUAAUUGGCGAAAUGGGAAUAAUGUUUCCGAAGUUGUUAAAGGCCCGACAACAAUUAAAGAUUAUCCGUCUCCAUUGGAUGUUCUUCCUCAUUUCUAUCGAACAGAUUCUGAUGACUCAGGCAAUGGUAGUUCUUCAAUUUUUGGAUCAUCUAUGGGAUUAUUUAGUUUAAUAAUUUCGAUAAUAAUUUCUUUAUAUUUUUUAAAUUAA